CUACUGUGAAUGGAAAUGUUUGUUGUGAUAAAAAUGUAAAUAAUGGAGACAGAAAUAAUUCACCUUGCAAAUAUUUUGCGACCAACUAGCCGUGAUGUAUUUUCAGGCAAAGGUAAAUUGUGUUUAUCUGCAAAUUAUUUAAACAAAUUGAACAAUGCAAUUGACGCGAACAUCGAAGAAGAUGUGAAUUCUUUUCAUAUUGUUCAAACAAGCAACACAAAGAGUAAUCUUAUCGGAGACACUCAGUUUUUGUUGGAUCUAAUUAAGAAGACUGGCAGCUUAAAGCUUACUCCCGAUGAAACUACUGAAUAUACUGUGGUGGACAUAACGAAGUUCAAAAACAUAAGGACUCUAGAAAUUAUUAAAUUAGAUGUGCAUAUUGUGAUUGGUUUACAGAAACUUAGAUCACAAAUUCAAGAGCUGACUUGUAGCAAAAAUUUAAAAUCUAUAAGUGAUGUGUUAGAAAAAUGUGGUGCUGAUAACAGCCAACCAUUUAGCUGGAAUGAACUGAAGACUGCUAAUUUUUCAUAUAAUAAUAUUGUAGAAAUUGACAAUAGUUUUGAAUGUACUCUCUCUUUAAAUACUUUAGAUCUUAGCCAUAAUCACCUGAACAAAGCAAAUUUUGUAAAUUUACUUCCAAAUUUGAAACAUUUGAAUCUUUCAUACAACAAACUGGAAAAUGUCCCUGAAUUUAAAGGCCAGAUAAGGUCUAGAUUACAAAUUUUAGUUUUAAAUAAUAACUUUAUAGAAAAUCUCCAUGGUCUAACAUCAGUUUCUAACUUACAACAGUUAGAUUUAGGACAUAAUUGUUUGUUAGAUCAUAAAGCCUUCCUUUCAAUAUCUCAUCUAGUUUCACUUCAGUGGCUAAAUCUGCAAGGUAAUCCAUUGGGCUUUCAUCCAAACCACAGGCAACUAACAUGCAAUUAUUUGAACAAAAAUGCUAGUACAGUCAAGUUUUUACUAGAUGGUGUAAUUUUAAAUAAAAAUGAGAAGAGCCUAACCGGAUCUCUAUACCCCAUAACACAAACAAUUCAAACAUCUUUAUCCUCAACAAAUUCAUUGGAAUCAUCAGUAGCUUCAAUUCAAGAGAAACCCAGGAAAAUUAGACAUGUUACCAUUGAAGAUGCCAAUGUUGUUAAAGAAGAGAAACCUAUCUUAACUCCAAAUUCUUCGUCCCAACAUUUGGAAAUAAAAAGACAGGUCGAACAACUGAGACAAGAAUAUGGAGAAUCUUGGCUUUAUAGACAUUCUGGCCUAAUUGUGCAAGACGUAUUGGGUUUUGAAAAAACUGCUGUACUAUCUUCUACUCCGAUCGAAACUGGGUUUGUUAAAGUCCAAACAAAUAAUCCAGUAGACACCACACUGACCAGUGGUUUUAAUACGGCAAAUGUGUCGUGUGUCACUGAAGCAACAUCUAAUAACGAAACGUUUUGCACAGCUGAGGAUGGACCUGUAGCUGACACUGAACAUAGUGUGUUCAGUAAUGGUUCCCCAGAAGAUGAAAUAUCGGACGUGUCUGAUGGCGAAGAUAUUUUUUCAGGAGGGGAAGAUUGCAUGUUUCUAGCGACCAAUACAGCAGAUAAUAGCGAAGUGUUUGUAAUAGUGACUGAAUCCCACAUAUCAGAACGUGAUGUCAUUACAAGCAAAGAAAAGGCGCGGUGGCAUAUCAAUACGAUUUUGUCUUGUGAAAAAUGUGAAGACAAAGAAAACGGUUUUAAGUUAGAAUUCGAUACUCUUAGACGAGAUAGAAAACAAAGAAUUUAUAUACUAGAUCCGGAAGAAAGUGAAACAUUUUAUAAUAGUGUUAAGAAAAUUACUGGGGUUGCCAAUUUACAAACAAAGACUGAUAAUAAGAAUUUGUCUUAUCAAUGUAUGCAGUGUACAGAGGUGUUCCAGCGCAGUAAACAUGCUUUACUAAAUCAACCGUCGCUCAACUGUCCAAAGUGUACAAGCAAUAUGGUAGUAGAAAGUUAGUCAAGCUGUAUUUUUUGUAAUUUUUAUUGGAGAUUAUUUUUAUUAAUUUUUAAACAAAGUCACUCGAAGUAACAAUAUAACAUAAAUUAAUACUUGAUCUUUAUUUUUAUGUAAAACUCAAACG
Diabrotica balteata is the source of this 2098-nucleotide messenger RNA. The record is from the annotation of a GenBank genome assembly. NCBI's taxonomy places the organism in Eukaryota, Metazoa, Arthropoda, Insecta, Coleoptera, Chrysomelidae.